AGCUGGCGCUGGCCAAUGGGCGGGCGUGUAGGUGCAGGGUGCGGGGCCGCCAUGGCCGCUGUGUCCGCGCUGCUCUGCUGCGGCUUCGGGUUGGUGGCUCGCGCCGCCGCCGCCGACCCCGAGUUCCAGCCAUCUUUCCUGGUUGCAUCGGGCCCUGAAGUAAAUUUCUUCUUGGUGGGUGUAAACAGUUCUGCUGUUAAACUCGGUGUAGAAACAGUGGCAGCUACUGAUGAUUUAUUGCAGUCCACGUGUGUGAAGACAAAUGGCACUGGUCAAUGGGCACUGACUAGUUCAGUUGAUGAGCUUGACGUGUCAACUCUGAACCUGCAGCUGACCCUGGACAGACCUCUGGUACUUUGUGAAAAAGCAUUGAAUGAAACUAACUGUUGCUGGGAACCGCUGUGUGUUCUUGAAACACUCCGUGUGACUGCUUGUUUAAAAGGCAAUGUUUUGGCGACACUACUUGUCCAAGUUAUAAUAUAUGUAAACUCCACAUUCCAAGGGAUUAUAAAUGAAAACAAUAUGCCCAUUCCAAAACAGAAAUACCACCCGCUUGGCCCCUGUCCAUGCAACCUAACAGCAAGAGCUUGUGAUGUGGGAUGCUGCUGUGAUAAGGAAUGCACGGCUGACAUGAUCCAGCUGUUUCAUUCCCACUGCUUUACAGGAGUAUUUGGAGGACAGGUGUCCCCACUCUACGACCAUCUCUGCUCCAUGCAGAAUCUGCACACAGCUCCCGAAUGGUUCCCCUUCCUUUGUGUGCAGUCCUCUCUUAAGAACUCGCCAUAUUUGGGGCUGUUCUUUGAAGGCGAUACUGUUGAUGUUUCGCAAGACCUUUCCUUUGGGGUGGCCAAAUCUGCAGCAGUAAACGUUCCUGUUGGCUACCACCAGGGAGAUCCCAUCGUGAGAGGUGAUGAUGAGCUUUUUAUUAUUCCACAGACAUCUUUGAAUGGGCAGUGCUUGACGAAUGCACCUGUGGAUUACCUACAAGAUUUUGAUGCACGUUGUGUAAUUCCACUCACAGCUGAAGCUUGUGCCGACACCAUCGGAGUUGGUGAACAGAUCCAAAAUGGCCUGGGAACUUUGAUACAGCCAGUUGUAACCUACCAGACGGCGGCAGAUCUUGGUGAUUUCAUUCCAAUAACUGCCUCAACUUCUGGCUCCCUGUUUCCCAAACAGCAGAACGCCACGGCGUCUUUGGAAUUGGUUGAUAAAUCGGAGCCCAAACUUCUGAGUGAAAUGUGUAGAAAUAUGAUUUUGCAGGCUGAUUAUGUUUUCUACUGGAACGGAACCACAAUAUCUAAUAUCAAUUUGCUUGUCACAGUGGGAAAUAUCUCCUUGGGAUCAUCAGCUACUUUGACUCAAAGGUUCAGCGUUACUUUCAUGAACCCGGUCAAGGAACAUCCUUCCUCGGUAACUUUGUCUGGCAAUCCAGGUUAUCUCACUGGCAAACCAGUUUUGGCUGCUAUUGCAAGCGACAAGACCUUGAUAAGAGUUCCCUUAAAAAUAUGGCGACCAGUUGGAAAUGGGUUAUGCUCAUCAGCUCAAACAACAGCAUUGUUGUUUGGAGAAGACUCGACCUCUGGUUGCCUGCUGCAGCUCAGCAUUAAUGAUUUUAACAACUGUGCUCUUCUUGGGCAUACUGUUUAUGAAAACCUCCUGAAACUUGUACCAGCAGAUUAUAUAGCAAGGAGGGGAAACUCAAACCUUACAGACCUGUCGGAAUGGGUGCCAUUAUUUAAAGCUUUAUUAAACGAUAAGCAUGAAUUUAGCGAUAUUGAAGAUGAAUUUUAUGGAUACUGCGCUUCGAUUCCAGCUGCCAUGAAUAUUCGUUUCUUCACAGCAGUUAUAGGUGCAGUUGAAGCAGUCCCACAACGAGUGAUACUUGGAGCUGAGGUCAAUUUUUCUACAGUGCACUGGAAGAUGUCCUGUGGAGGUGGAAGUACAGCCACAUGUAUGACCGGAUCAGCCCUUCAGCCAUUCUCCAUCAGUGCCGCCGUGCAGUUUAUCCAGAUACCGGCGCAGCCAGAGCCAGUGCAGUCCAGUUUCCAGAUAAACCACAGGGAAUAUGAGUGUUCUGGAAAUGAUGUUUGCUGGUCUGAGCUUUGCUACCCGCUGACAAGGUAUUAUACAGGUGAACCAUACUCUGAAUCGAUCGCGCAGGGACUGUUGCUGGUCUUCAUCGCUUUGUUGAUUGCCGUGUUGGGGAGUCCCUGGAGCUCGAUUCGGAAGGCUUGGAAUGACACCACCUUUUAGCCUGUGGUAACUGUGAUCCAGUCAGGUUGCAUUCCUUCCUUUAUGCCCAAUUACAUGAAUGCAAGAUGAUGAGCAAUUUGGCACCGGAUCAGAAUCUAUCUCCUCACUUAAUUGUGACCUGUGUCUUCAGCGGCCCACAAGGCUUUAUUUCUGUUUAAAGUAAUCAUUCCUUUGUGAAAAAUUCUGAUGAAGUUGUAAAGAUGCAGGCAUUGUUGCUGCAACAGAGGAUGCACUUCACCAGAUCUGGGCAUUGGGGAUGCUGCAAGCUGCAAACCCCUCUCUUGCAUUGUUCUGAAUAGUAGAGACAUUGCAGUGACUUCAAUACAUCACAGACUUUGAAAAUAAUUGUCUAUUUUUAUAUUGGGGUGAUGUUAAACAUAGAUAUGUAAACUUACAUUCUUGUAUAAAUGUUAAUGAUUUGUUACAUUGUGGCAGUGCAUGGCCACUUUAACUUCCAAACAGAAUUUCUUUGUUUCUCCAACACACUAGUUUUGUCAUUUUUCUAUGCCUAAGCAAAGCUGUAAUCAAACAGACCCCCUGUGAGGAAAUCUCAGCAGUUUGAAGAGCAAGUCACCUUUCUUGAUUAAUUUUGGUGUCAGGGGUUAUGGGGAGAAGGCAGGAGAAUGGGGUUAGGAGGGAGAGAUAGAUCAGCCAUGAUUGAAUGGCGCAGACUUGAUGGGCCGAAUGGCUUAAUUCUGCUCCUAUCACUUAUGACCUUAGAAUGUUGAGGGAAUUAAAGCCUUUGUGUCUAAUUUCAGUUUGAAAGGUGUCCAAAAUAAUGGUUCUGCACACAUUACUGAAAGGAAACAGUGUGCAGAACAUGGUGUCACAGAUAUACUUUGCAGAUUGAAGCAAUGAUGAAGAGUGGCAGUUUGGGAAUACAACCUAUGCUGACGAUGCUGACCUAUGCUGAUAAGACAAGGAAGAAGCUUAAGGGCCUGUCCCACUGUACGAGGUAAUUCAAGAGUUCUCCAGAGUUCUCCCCUAAUUCGAACUCGUGUAAUGUUCAUAGCGGGUACGUAGGAGCUCGUGGAUGUCACGUAGCGGCUCGUACAAGUAACGGUAGGUACUCGGGAAAUUCAGUAAACUCGUGACGUUUUUUCAACUGAAAAAUGUCCACGAGUAAAAAAUGUUUUUACUUUUUACUCGUACGAGCCGCUACCUACAUUACACGAGCUCGAAUCGGGAGAACUCUUGAAUUACCUCGUACAGUGGAACAGGCCCUUUAUCUUCCUUGAAUUUAGUGGUAGGUGCUCUAAAGCUUUUGUAACCUCUGGCUAAGGGGAGAGAAGUGAAGCAGGAAUGACUGGGGUGUAAAUGGAUCUUGAUUAUAUUGACAUCAACAAAAUAUCAACAGAAACGAGAAAAAUUGCAAAAUUCCUUGAUAACUGUAAUCUUCUGACACUUAACGUGAUGGAACGCGAUGAAUUGGGAGCACAGUACGAGUUUAGUAAUACAUUUUAUAAAAAAAUUUAUGAGGUAAUCUCCCCGCAUUUACAUAACCUUUAUAUACACGCAUUUAAAGAACAGACACUACCACAAACCUUAGCCGAAUCAACUAUCACACUGAUACCCAAAAAUGAUAAAGAUCUGGAGGACCCGGGAUCAUACAGAGCAAUUGCCCUGUUAAAUACAGAUCAGAAAAUAUUAGCUAAAACCCUGGCAAGAAGAUUAAGUGAAUACGUUAAUAAAUUAAUACAUUCUGACCAAACCGGGUUUAUACCUAAGAGACACUCGUUUAACAAUUUGAGACGCCUGUUUAAUAUAAUGUAUUCACAUAAAACGAUAAAAGAAGACAUCAAUUAUUUCAUUAGACGCCAAAGAUAUACAGGUUUAUAGGUUAAUUGGCUUCUGUAAACUGAAUAAGAUCUUUCCAAAUGUAUCUCCUAUUUGCGAUAAAUGUCUUCUUCAGGAAGCAACUAUAACCCAUUCCUUUGCCUCUUGUAGAAAGUUCCAUAAUUUCUGGAGAGGAAUUUUUGAAAAUUUUUCAAAAAUACUAAAUAUAAAAUUGGAUCCCGACAUGGAACUGAUCACUCUAGCUACGUCAGCAGCCUGUUCUGAGCUAUCACUAUUUCAAAGACGUUUCAUUAAUUAUGGCCUGAUAACAGCGAAAAAACUAAUACUUAAAUUUUGGAAACAUACAUCAGUCCCUACUCUUAAGAUGUGGAUUAUAAACAUGUCCGAGACACUACAUCUUGAAAAUAUUAGACUUGUCUUGACAGAAAAACCAGAUCAUUUUUCCAAGACAUGGACACCAUUCAUUGAUUUAUUACAAGGAUAGUAUGGUGCAACACAAUUGUGGAUUUAAAUCUAAUUACGGGCUGGGUGAGGUGGGUGGGGAAGGAUGAGAGGCAGGUAUAUCACCACUUUUUUCUCCUUUUUUCUUUUGUCCUUUUUUUUUCUAUUCCUCUCUUCUUUCUUUCUUUUAUUCACUCUUUGGCUACACUACUUUGGUCUUCUAGGGGCUCUAUCUUUGCACAUCUCACUUUUUCUCUUUCUUGCUUUAUCUCCUUUCUUUUCAUAGCUAAAAAGUUAAAAUUGAAGCUAUACAAUAACUGUAAAAUGUUAUAUGCCGUUGGUUCUAUUUUUGUACAUUUGCUUCUAAUAAAAAAAAUUAAAAAGAU
This is a messenger RNA of Leucoraja erinaceus (little skate), 4877 nucleotides long. RefSeq names its product tectonic family member 2 (gene tctn2). Gene Ontology annotation, cellular component: MKS complex. Lineage: Eukaryota; Metazoa; Chordata; Chondrichthyes; Rajiformes; Rajidae. Gene Ontology annotation, biological process: cilium assembly; smoothened signaling pathway; protein localization to ciliary transition zone. The transcript has 18 exons. The coding region runs from base 16 to 2253 and encodes 745 amino acids. The record is from RefSeq and is a predicted model, not a curated record.